GCUCAAGCACAUUAGAGUGCACAGUUCGGACAGAUGCCACGAUUUGUUGUCGGGAGUGAUGUAUGUAUCAGGGCCACAGGUUGUGUUGGUAAGGUCGUGUUAGAGAACGGACACGCUUGCAAGGUGUGUGGGCGAUGGUUUUUAGUGGACGAACUCGAAGUUAUGUCGCCAGGCACUGCAGACAAUCGAUACACCUCGCUGUCCUUUGCUGAUGCCCGCCCUGGCAAAACAGUUGUUUGUAGGUCUUGGCUUCUCGAGCAAAGCAGGGGGCACCCAAAAGACCAUUACGAACUCCUCCAAGAACUGGGUCGUGGCGCCUUCGGCGUUGUGCAUUUGGUGCGGCCUCUCAAUGGUGCUGCCAAUUUGGUCUGCAAAGUUGUAGACAAACGGCAUGCCUGUGGGGAUGGGAUGACAGACGACGCCAUCAAAAGUUUCCAGGACGAGAUCCAGUUGCUCCGAGAUCUAGAUCACCCGAACGUCAAUCGUCUCGUUGAACACUACGAGGAUUAUAAGAAUUUGUACAUGAUCCUCGGAUACGCCUCUGGGGGCGAUCUUGUGGAAUUGAUCUGUUGGGCAGACUUCGAUGUUUCCGAAUCUUUCUUAGCUAACGUGUUUCGGCAGGUGCUGGAGGCGACAGCGUAUUGCCAUGGCAAGCAUAUUAUCCAUAAGGACUUGAAGCCCGACAAUAUUAUGUUCUUGACGAAGGAUUACGAACAUCCACACGUUGUCGUAAUCGAUUUUGGAGCUGCUGAGCUGUACAAUAAGCGCACUAACAGAUUUGCCGGCACUCCUGGUUACAUCGCUCCAGAAGUGUGGCAAGCUGUGGUGAGUUCAGGGCAAUUUGGGCCAAAAUGCGAUAUUUACAGCAUUGGCGCAAUGUUGUUUUAUUGCCUGUCUGAGGCAGAGCUUCCAUGGUUCCAGGCUGAUACGAGUGGUGACCUGCAGAAGCAUGCAAAGCGUUCUUUAUUUCUAUGAAGGGCUUCGCCCUCUGCCGCUGGUCCCGCCUCAGAUUGACUGCAUGGCCACGCUUCGUUGGCAGGUUGGUUUUUUUUCUUC
Molecule: messenger RNA, 1056 nt
Organism: Prorocentrum cordatum
Lineage: Eukaryota; Dinophyceae; Prorocentrales; Prorocentraceae
Source: the annotation of a GenBank genome assembly